Messenger RNA from Prionailurus viverrinus (fishing cat), 1723 nucleotides. It is a transcript of the gene NECAB1, whose product is annotated as N-terminal EF-hand calcium binding protein 1. Gene Ontology annotation, molecular function: calcium ion binding. Gene Ontology annotation, cellular component: cytoplasm. Gene Ontology annotation, biological process: regulation of amyloid precursor protein biosynthetic process. NCBI's taxonomy places the organism in Eukaryota, Metazoa, Chordata, Mammalia, Carnivora, Felidae. The transcript is spliced from 11 exons. Bases 235 to 1104 code for a protein of 289 amino acids. The record is from RefSeq and is a predicted model, not a curated record.
UGUUCUGCCUGGUGGCACAUACAGCUUUACAAAGAGAUCUGCUUAAGGAAGGAGAUGCUCUUUAUCCAAGAUCAAAUACUCAAUGUCUGAGGAUAGAAUCCUGAAUUUAAAAUCACACUACGAUUAGCGACGGGACUGGUAAAAUGACCCAGUGUCCAGCAACCCUGACUGCUGUGUAGACGAUAACUGGAUCAUGAUGGUUAUUUACGUUGAACUUUGACCUGUGGCCGUUGUAUGAAGUACAAGAUUUUCAGUCAAUUGGUGCUUGCAGCUGACUGUUACAAUCUUGACACAGAAGAACUAUGUGAAUAUUUUUCUCAGCACUUGGGUGAAUAUGAGAAUGUACUAGCAGCACUUGAAGACCUCAAUCUUUCCAUCCUGAAGGCCAUGGGCAAAACAAAAAAAGACUACCAAGAGGCCUCCAACUUGGAACAAUUUGUAACCCGAUUUUUAUUGAAGGAGACCUUGAAUCAGCUUCAGUCUCUCCAGAAUUCUCUGGAAUGUGCCAUGGAAACUACUGAGGAGCAAACCCGUCAAGAAAGGCAAGGGCCGACCAAGCCAGAAGUCCUGUUGAUCCAGUGGCCUGGAAAGCGAUCAAGUCGCCGAGUCCAGAGGCACAACAGCUUCUCCCCCAAAAGCCCCCAGUUCAGUGCCUGUGGUCCAGGCUUAUUAGAAGAAGACAACCAGUGGAUGACCCAGAUCAAUAGACUCCAGAAAUUAAUUGAUCGACUGGAAAAGAAGGAUCUCAAACUUGAACCACGGGAAGAAGAAGUUAUUGAAGGGAAUACUAAAUCUCACAUCAUGCUUGUGCAGCGUCAGAUGUCUGUGAUAGAGGAGGACCUGGAAGAAUUCCAGCUUGCUCUGAAACACUAUGUAGAGAGUGCUUCUUCCCAAAGCGGCUGUUUGCGCAUUUCCAUACAAAAGCUUUCCAAUGAAUCUCGCUACAUGAUUUAUGAGUUUUGGGAGAACAGUAGUGUGUGGAAUAGCCACCUUCAGACGAAUUAUAGCAAGACAUUCCAAAGAAGUAACGUGGAUUUCUUGGAAACUCCAGAACUCACAUCUACUAUGCUAGUUCCUGCUUCAUGGUGGAUCCUGAACAACUAGAUGUUCCUAGACAUUUUCCUCAUGGUUCCAAGUGAAAAACAAGUAUUCUCAUCUAAAAUGUGAAUUAGAAAAUUCUCUGCAGUUACUAAUCUACACUAUACUUUUAAUAUAUUUAAGACGUGCACUCUUCUAAAAUGUCUUCUAGAUCUUUCAUGUGAAUUUUAGCUAAAUUUUUGAAGUCUGCUGUUUUGCUACAUUGUAACCUAAAACCCUUUCGUGGCAAAAUCCUAAUAGGUGAAACAAGUGUACACAUAAAGGAACAAAUUUGUGAAAAAGAAGUGAUAAAAAAUAAUUGAAGUGGGAACUUUUAGAGUAUAUAGGAUAGCUUCUGUGGAUUUGUCAUAAGCUAGGGGUUAAAUCAGUGUUUUGUCAUUUUUAAGUAACUGGUUUUCUGUGAAUGAAGCUUAUAUUCUUCAGUAAUGCUCACUGUAUUCCCAACUCACGAUCUUUUGAGUAUUCACUGAAAAACGCUAAUACAUGCUCCAAAAUGGUGUCCUUAUGUGCAGAGAGAGCAACGGCAGGGAUGCAUGUGCACAGAGAAAAGGCCACAUGAGGACACAGUAAGAAGGUGCCAGCAGCAAACCAAGGAGAGGUCUCAGAAGAAAUCAACCCUGCUAGC